AAAGUGCUUAUCCUAAUGUGUAUAAUAUUUCUCUCCUUUAGUGGUUAUAUUUUGGACAAAAAUGUUAUUAGAGUUAGGUGUAAAUGUGCCACAUUGCUCUUUCUUAAGAGCCCCUUUAAAGGGGAUGUUCAUUCUUUGCAGGUGUCCAGCUUUGGAAGUGAUUUUGGGUAAGGGGGACAAUGUGGGAUUACUUACUGUUCCAGGGGUUGAUGAAAGUGGAAGAUGUGGCCCUGGCCCUCGCUUCUGGAUGGACACAGCUGGAUUCAUCUCGGGUGAACUUCUGCAGAGAUGAAAGGCAGGACCUCCAUGGCAGCCUGAUCUCCCUGGGUGGUGAAAUACAGACCGAGAUCAGGGAGUUACAUCCAGGUGAGGAACACCCAGUAUGAGAGUCUGGGGAAAUACCAUGCCACUUGGGUGAAGACAUUGCCCAGAUUCCUACACGUGCAGAAGCUGGUGAACAGGAGGGUGGAUUACAAAGAAAGCAGAAAAAUGAAACUGGGAGGAGACGGCACAUUUGCCAUGAAUGUGGAAAGAGUUUUGCUCAGAGUUCAGGCCUGAGUAAGCACCAGAGAAUCCACACGGGGGAGAAACCCUGUGAAUGUGGGGAAUGUGGCAAAGCCUUCAUUGGGAGCUCUGCCCUCGUCAUUCAUCAGAGAGUCCACACUGGUGAGAAACCAUAUGAGUGUGAAGAAUGUGGGAAGGCCUUCAUUUACAGUUCAGACCUGAUCAAACACCAGAGGACUCACACUGGGGAGAAGCCCUAUGAGUGUGAUGACUGUGGGAAGACCUUUAGCCAGAGCUGCAGCUUCCUUGAACAUCACAAAAUCCACACUGGGGAGAAGCCAUACCACUGCAACAUGUGUGGGAAAGCUUUUAGGCGGAGUUCACACCUCCUGAGACAUCAGAGGAUCCAUGGUGAUAAAAAUGUUCAGAAUCCUGAACCUGGAGAGACCUGGGAGAGUCAGGGUAGGAUGGAAGGCCAGUGGGAAAAUGUUGAGGCUCCUUAUAAAUGCAAUGAGUGUGAGAGAAGUUUCACUCAGAAUACAGGCCUUAUAGAACAUCAAAAAAUCCACACUGGUGAGAAACCCUUCCAAUGUGAAGCAUGUGGAAAAGGCUUCACCCGAACUUCAUACCUUGUUCAACAUCAGAUAAACCAUGUUGGGGAAAAAAUUCUGUCACAGUGACCCAAGUUGGACAUGCCAGAGUUGCUGCUGAUUCUUCAUUGAACUGAAGCCACCCUGGAGCCCG
Messenger RNA from Manis pentadactyla (Chinese pangolin), 1248 nucleotides. Its product is annotated as zinc finger protein with KRAB and SCAN domains 4-like. The record is from RefSeq and is a predicted model, not a curated record. NCBI's taxonomy places the organism in Eukaryota, Metazoa, Chordata, Mammalia, Pholidota, Manidae. Gene Ontology annotation, biological process: regulation of DNA-templated transcription.